Pezoporus flaviventris is the source of this 939-nucleotide messenger RNA. It is a transcript of the gene EEF1AKMT4, whose product is annotated as EEF1A lysine methyltransferase 4. The record is from RefSeq and is a predicted model, not a curated record. The coding region runs from base 134 to 889 and encodes 251 amino acids. NCBI's taxonomy places the organism in Eukaryota, Metazoa, Chordata, Aves, Psittaciformes, Psittacidae. The transcript has 3 exons. Gene Ontology annotation, molecular function: S-adenosylmethionine-dependent methyltransferase activity.
ACCGCCGCCCCCCGCCCCGCCGCCAUGGCCGAUGCCGCUCCGUUCCGCUCCGUUCCGCGUUUCCGGCCGGAGCUCUUAGGGCGGUGCAAUCGCCGAGGCCGGAAGGCGCACGUGGGGCGCUCCGCCGCCCGGCAUGGAGCGGCGGCACGCGCCCGCCGCCAACCGCCGGUACCGGCAGCGCCGCUUCUGGGACGAGCUGUACCGGCAGGAGGGCGCCGAGCCCCGCGAGUGGCUGGGGGCGCUGUCCCGUUUCCUCCCGCACCUGCGGCCUGAGCUGCGCCCCACUGACCGCAUCCUCGUGCUCGGCUGCGGCAACAGUGCCCUGAGCCAUGACCUGUACGAGCUGGGCUACACCGACGUCACCAGCAUCGACUACUCGCCUGCCUGCAUCGCAGCCAUGCGCGCCCGCUACGCCUCCUGCCCUGGCCUGCACUGGGCUGUCAUGGACAUCCGUGCCCUUGCCUUCCCUGACGCCACCUUCGACGUGGUGCUGGAGAAGGGCACCCUCGACGUGCUUAUGGUGGAGGAGACCGACCCAUGGAAUGUCUCACCUCAGGCGACCGCCACAAUGCACCGGGUCCUGGCAGAGGUGAGCCGGGUGCUGCGCCCAGGGGGCUGCUUCAUCUCCAUCACCUUCGCACAGCCCCACUUCCGCAAGCCCCACUAUGCCCAGGAGGCCUUCGGCUGGUCCCUGCGCCAUGUCACCUGCGGGGACGGGGAUGCCGGCACCUUCCACUUCUUCCUCUACGUCAUGCGCAAGGGGCAGCCCCUGGCCCCCCCCGACCUGGCCCUGGGGCGCCAUCUGCACCAGCCCCCCCCACCUCCCGACCCACCGCCACCCCCUGCCCCCCCAGAUGAUGAGGACUACCUCCUCGCCAUCGAGCUGUGACCCAGGGGUUUUCCUGGCCUCCCCACACACAAUAAAGCCUUAAGCUGCUC